AUCUUUUUUUGAUACGUAACGCGCGUGUUAUACGUAACCUGUGUUUCUAGAACACGAUCGAGGCAAAUUUGAGAGAGAUUUGCAUUUCGCGAGAAAAUAUUUGUGAAACGUGACCGCAGAAUUUUGAUAUGUCUUUGUCGCAAGAUUAAGAUUUAUAUUGUUGUUGUUAUUAUUAUUUUCGUAUUUUAAGGUGUUGGGUCCGGUCUCGGGAUGUCACGUGAAUCCAGCUGUAUCGGUGGGCCUUUUAGUGAGCGGAAACUGCAGCUUUCUAAAGACGGUGUGCUACAUUGUUUGUCAGUGUUGUGGUGCAAUCGCGGGUUCGGGAGUUUUGAAGUUAUUGAUCCCUAAGGAAGCGAUCGGUCAGGGUUUAGGCGCCACGGGAUUGGGGGAAAUGGUGAGCGAGAGCCAGGGCAUCUUCAUGGAAGCGAUAAUCACGUUCCUUCUGCUUCUGGUUGUCCACGCGGUCACAGAUCCGAAGAGGAGCGAUACGAAGGGAUGGGCACCGUUGGCGAUCGGGUUGACGAUCACCGUUUCCCACAUGGCAGCUGUGCCAGUGACGGGAAGCAGCAUGAAUCCGGCCAGAACGUUGGGUCCCGCUGUCAUACUUGGCCAGUGGAAGAAUCUGUGGGUCUAUUGGAUCGGGCCGAUGAUCGGCGCCUGCGCGGCCGGUGGAUUGUACAAGAUGGCGUUCAGGCGUAAAAAGGAGGACGACGAGGCUUCCUACGAUUUUUAAAUUUUCUCGAGUAGAAUUUGUGAAUGUAUGAAUACGUCGUUUUUUUUUUGCGACGAUAUGCGUUGUUUGUUGUUUUCUUUUUUGUUUUUUUUUUUUUUUUUUUUGAUUUUCACUUCGAAAUCAACGAGUAACGAGUAUUUUUGUAAUAAGAUAUCUUGUUUUGAAUUGGAAGGAUAUGUAAUGUUUUGGUUUAGAUUAACAAAACUCUCUCUCUCUCU
Apis florea (little honeybee) is the source of this 951-nucleotide messenger RNA. Its product is annotated as aquaporin AQPAn.G. Gene Ontology annotation, molecular function: channel activity. Gene Ontology annotation, cellular component: plasma membrane. Lineage: Eukaryota; Metazoa; Arthropoda; Insecta; Hymenoptera; Apidae. The record is from RefSeq and is a predicted model, not a curated record. Gene Ontology annotation, biological process: transmembrane transport.